CACGACUGUCAUGGCCACUUCAGAGAGAGAAAAGUGUACAUAAGGCUCAUGUAAAAAAAAAAAUAUAUCUUCCCUUAUGAUUGUUUGUAAAAAAUAUUACAAGAAAUUUAUAUUUUGAUGUGUAUAUUUUACGAUUGGCAAAAGAGCUUGUUCAAACGUUGCCAUUUUUUAUUUUUUUUUCUCUAAAGAGAGCUGCAUCUAAAUCAAUCUAAAUAUUGAUAUUUACUGUCAUUUUUAUAGUUGACAAUUUAAUCAACAUUAACAACAAUGGCUAUGCAGCUUGAUCAGCCUGGUGAUAACAAACAAAAACUCUCAGAACAAAUGAAACCAUGUAAUGAAAUAUUGAAAGAAUUAUUUUCUAAAAAACAUUCGGGUUACGCAUGGCCUUUUUAUAAACCUGUUGAUGUUGAACUUCUUAAACUUCAUGAUUAUUAUGACAUAAUUAAAAAACCAAUGGAUCUUGGAACUAUCAAGACAAAAAUGGAUAAUCGUGAUUACAAAACACCUAGAGAAUUUGCAAAUGAUGUUAGGCUUAUAUUUACAAAUUGUUAUAAAUAUAAUCAUCCUGGUCAUGAUGUCGUUGCAAUGGCUAAAAAACUUCAAGAUUUUUUUGAAUCAAGAUUUGAAAAAAUACCUGAUGAUCCUGCACAUGGUAUUGCAUCAAUGAAAGUUGAAAGUGCAAGUAGUGAAAGUAGUUCUGAUUCUGAUUCAACUUCUGAUACUGAAGAUGAUGAUUCAGAAAUUGAAAGAAAAACAAAACUUGUUGCACUUCAAGAAGAGCUUAAAUUAAUGCAAGGACAAAUAAAAAAACUUGUUCAAAAAUCAGCUAAAAAAAAUCAAGUUAUUAAAAAACGUAAAACAAAUUCUAAAUCAAAUGGUAUUAGUAGUAAAGAUUUAGAUUCUCAUAAUGGAGCAUUGAAAGAACUUCUAAAUCCAGAUUCUAAAAAUUCAAAUAAUGUUAAUUCGUAAAUGACCACUUGAUCUGGGGGAACAACAGAAAGGAGAAAAACAAAUUAUUUAUAAAUAUCAUUGAUGAAAUAUCAAUGAAUAUAUCAUAUUCAACAAUUAAAGCGAUAAUGACUGAAAAAUAAUCGCAACAGAAUAAUUUUUAAUAUAAUAAUCGUAUUAUUAAUUAUAAUUUAUUAUAAAAAAAAAAAAAAAAUGUAAGUUAAUGUGCUGUCAUGACAAUGUGAAUGUGUGUUUUCAUAAAAAUAUUUUAUUUCAAGAUUUGAAAUAAAUUUUUCUACUAAAAAUUUAUAAAAUUAAAUAAAAUAUUCUUCAUACUAAAUAUAUUUUCAUCACUGAAUAUUUUUCUUAUAGACUUUCUUUAGUACCAAAUGAUGUUUAUAUUUUAUCUAUUUGUAAAAUGAUAAAAUUACAAAUAUAUAAACAAUGGAUAAAUUAAUGAAACAAUUUGAAAUAUUUGACUCACGUUGUCCAAUGGCAUAUCAUAAUAAUCAAUAGACAAAUAAUUUGACACGUCGCAAAUUGUUAAAAAACAAUCAAGUGAACAUAACAUAUGUCAAUAUCUUCAUCAGUGCCAAAUUAAAUUGACUUAAAAAAAAUAUUUUGGAGUUGAAAAAAAGCAAGUCAAUAUGUUUUAUUAAUCAAAUAUUAUCAUCAUUAACAUUUCAAGGAUUUACAUCAAUCAUCCGCCAUUUUGUAUUUAUAACGGAAGAAAAAAAUAAAAUAUUUUUAUGCAAGAAUGCAUUAGAAAUGUGAACAAAAUACUCUAAAAUACAAUAAUUAUGAAAAAAAAGUUUUUUAAUUUUUUAUCAACAUUAAUAUAAUAAAUAUUAAUUAAUUAAUAAAAAUAUUUUGUCUUAAAUUUUUUAGCAGUAAACACGGAACACGUGGAAUUUUAUUUGCGCGGUGUUUCAUCACCACGUUGUCUAUCUAAAAAAUAAAAUAAAACUAAAAUAUACAUCAUCAUCUAAUGAAUAAAAAAUAAUUAUUAAAUUUUAUUAUUAAUUUAAUAUUUAUUUAAUUCACAAAUAGUUUUAUUAAAAAUAAAUAAAAUAUUUGAGAAAAAAAAAAAUGCAUUGUAAACACGGAACGGAGCAGGAAUUUGUCUGAAUUUUUUUGAUUCGUUAAUAAAAAAAAAAAAAAACAUUAUUAUUAUAUUGUUUCCAUUUGCCAUUUACUUUACAGGAUAAAAAAAAAUUAUUAUCCCAUCAACUAAUAUUAAAACAAGACAAUUAACCAAAAAAAAGGAGAAAAAAAAAUUAAUUUUCUGAAAUUUUUGGCGGUUAAAAUAAUAGUUGAUUAAUAAAAUAAUAAAGAAAAAGGUGUUGGUUAACACCUCAGAAAGGGUUAGGUAUGGACAUUUUUUUUUUUUAAUCAUAAUAACAAUAUAUAAAUUAUAAUUUAAGGGAACGGUCGAAAUAUGAACCAGUCGGUACGUCGCGAAGGAAUGCGUAGCCAUUGUUGGUGCUGCGAUCGUUAGAUUUCUAGAUAUCUUAAUUCUGUUUUAAAUAACUUUAAAAAAAACAAUUAAAUGUGGUUAAUAUAAUAAUAAAUACAUCAUUAUUAUAAUUAUAAAUAUUCCAUGUUAAUAUUAAACAUAUAUUUUAACUAAAAAACAAUUAUUAUCAAGGUGAAAUAUUGUUUUAAUUGGAGGUACAUUUCAUCGCGUCCUAUCCGUUAGUUGCAAAUUUACAUGUGUGUGUAUGUGUAAAUAUAACAUACACAAGAAAAUAAAAAAAAAAAUUAUAUAUAUAUAUGAGUAACAUGCGUGUAUGAUGAUGAGGUGUAUGACGAUGAGGUCCUCGUGCCGCCAUUCGUAAAAAUAAAGA
Aphidius gifuensis is the source of this 2795-nucleotide messenger RNA. Its product is annotated as bromodomain-containing protein 2-like. The coding region runs from base 268 to 969 and encodes 233 amino acids. The record is from RefSeq and is a predicted model, not a curated record. Gene Ontology annotation, cellular component: nucleus; chromatin. Gene Ontology annotation, biological process: regulation of DNA-templated transcription; chromatin remodeling. NCBI's taxonomy places the organism in Eukaryota, Metazoa, Arthropoda, Insecta, Hymenoptera, Braconidae. The transcript is spliced from 8 exons.